CAACCCGAACAAACCCGACCCAAUUACACCACCAUCUCCCCCAACAAACUAAAACCCUCUCUCUCUCUCUCCUAUUCUCUCUCCCCCUCUAUCUCUCUCGCCAAUGGGAACAUCAGUGCAAGUGACGCCCCUCUGCGGCGUCUACAACGAGAACCCCCUCUCCUACCUCGUCACCAUCGACGGCUUCAACUUCCUCCUCGACUGCGGCUGGACCGACCACUUCGACCCCUCCCUCCUCGAGCCUCUCUCCCGGGUUGCGGCGAGUGUGGACGCCGUGUUGUUGUCGCAUUAUGAUACGCUUCACCUUGGAGCUUUGCCGUAUGCUAUGAAACAGCUGGGGCUCUCGGCUCCGGUUUUCUCGACUGUGCCUGUGCAUAGAUUAGGGUUGCUUACUUUGUAUGAUCAUUAUUUUUCACGCAAGCAAGUAUCGGAGUUUGACUUAUUCACACUGGAUGAUGUUGAUUCUGCUUUUCAAAAUGUGACAAGACUAGCCUACUCCCAAAAUCAUCAUAUGUCUGGAAAAGGAGAAGGAAUAGUAAUUGCUCCUCAUGUUGCUGGCCGUCUGUUAGGAGGCACUAUCUGGAAGAUAACCAAAGAUGGUGAAGAUGUCAUUUAUGCUGUUGACUUCAACCAUCGCAAAGAAAGGCACUUAAAUGGAACUGUUCUAGAAUCAUUUGUUAGGCCUGCUGUUCUCAUAACUGAUGCUUAUAAUGCGUUGAAUAGUCAGCCUCCCAGACGUCAAAGAGACCAAGAAUUUAUUGAUGCCAUUCGAAAGACACUUGAGGGGCAUGGAAAUGUACUGCUCCCUGUGGAUACAGCUGGUCGGAUAUUAGAGUUAAUUUUGAUACUGGAACAGUGCUGGGCACAACUUCACUUGGCCUACCCUAUCUACUUUCUCACAAAUGUUUCCUCAAGCACGAUUGAUUAUGUCAAGAGUUUUCUUGAGUGGAUGAGCGAUUCAAUAGCAAAAUCUUUUGAGAACUCUCGGGAUAACUCUUUUCUUCUGAAGCAUGUAAAACUUUUAAUAAGUAAGGCUGAACUAGAAAAUGUUCCAGAUGGUCCAAAGGUUGUUCUGUCAUCCAUGGCCAGUUUGGAAGCUGGGUUUGCACAUGACAUCUUUAUUGAGUGGGCUGCAGAUGCCAAGAAUCUUAUCCUUUUCACAGAGCGAGGCCAGUUUGGCACUCUCGCUCGAAUGCUUCAGUCAGAUCCACCUCCUAAAGCUGUCAAAGUUACCUUGUCCAAGAGGGUUCCCUUAGUUGGUGAAGAGUUAGUUGCUUACGAAGAAGAGCAGAAUCGAAUUAAAAGAGAAGAAGCUUUAAAAGCUAGUCUCAUCAAGGAGGAAGAAUCAAAAGCGGCUGUUGGGGCUGACAUACCCGUGGGUGAUCCAAUGGUUGUUGAUGGUAGCUCCAGUCAUGCUGCUUCUGAUGCUGCUGCUCCAAGUGGUGAUGCUUAUCGAGACAUAUUAAUUGAUGGAUUUGUUCCACCUUCAACCAGUGUUGCCCCUAUGUUCCCUUUCUAUGAAAAUUUCUCUGAAUGGGAUGAUUUUGGUGAAGUAAUCAAUCCAGAUGAUUAUGUGAUCAAGGAAGAAGACGCGGACCUUGCAUCCAUGGCGGUUGAUGGAGAUCUUGAUGGAAAAUUUGAUGAAGGAGCUGCUAGUUUAAUACUGGACAUGAAGCCGUCAAAAGUUGUCUCUUCUGAACUUGCAGUCCAAGUCAAGUGUUCUUUGAGUUUCAUGGAUUUUGAAGGACGUUCUGAUGGCCGCUCAGUUAAAUCAAUUUUAAGCCAUGUUGCUCCACUAAAGCUUGUCUUGGUUCAUGGAUCUGCAGAGGCCACAGAGCAUCUAAAGCAGUACUGUUUGAAACAUGUCUGCCCUCAUGUAUAUGCUCCCCAGAUCGAUGAAACAAUUGAUGUCACAUCUGAUCUAUGUGCAUAUAAGGUUCAACUUUCUGAAAAAUUGAUGAGUAACGUGCUUUUUAAGAAGCUUGGGGAUUACGAGAUAGCCUGGGUUGAUGCUGAAGUGGGAAAGACAGAGAAUGACAUGUUGUCUUUGCUUCCUCUUUCAACCCCUGCACCUCCGCAUAAAUCAGUUCUUGUUGGCGAUAUUAAAAUGCCAGAUUUCAAGCAGUUCCUUGAAAGCAAGGGUAUCCAGGUGGAAUUUGCUGGUGUUGGGGCGAUGAGGUGUGGGGAGCAUGUGACACUGCGAAAGGUCGGGGAUGCAAGUCAGAAGGGUGGCGGUGCUACUAUUCAACAAAUUGUGAUUGAAGGUCCCUUGUCAGAGGAAUACUACUUGAUUAGGAACUAUCUAUAUUCGCAAUUUUAUUCACUUUGAUCCUGAACACCACACGAAACUGUAAUUUUCUGUAGAAUGUUGGUAGUCCUCAACCCUCUGUUGUUUAUCUUUAGUGUAUGUUAGAAACUGAAGUGAGAGAUGACAACUGAACACUGUUUAUAAUAAUUGACAUAGUAUGUAUUCAAGUUGAACCUGAAUCACCUCCGGUUCAGCUUUAAUCCA
Molecule: messenger RNA, 2512 nt
Organism: Daucus carota subsp. sativus
Lineage: Eukaryota; Viridiplantae; Streptophyta; Magnoliopsida; Apiales; Apiaceae
Product: cleavage and polyadenylation specificity factor subunit 2
Exons: 18
Coding region: 104-2329 (741 amino acids)
Biological process (GO): mRNA 3'-end processing by stem-loop binding and cleavage
Cellular component (GO): mRNA cleavage and polyadenylation specificity factor complex
Molecular function (GO): RNA binding
Source: RefSeq, a predicted model, not a curated record